AUGCUACGCCACUACCACCUGUGGGUCUCGCCUCUCUCCACCGACGAAGAAAAGGAUGAGAAUCAGGGUUUGAGCAAGUUGAAAGAGAAGACGUCGUUCGAUUACUAG
Messenger RNA from Alternaria arborescens, 108 nucleotides. RefSeq lists its product as hypothetical. The record is from RefSeq and is a predicted model, not a curated record. Lineage: Eukaryota; Fungi; Ascomycota; Dothideomycetes; Pleosporales; Pleosporaceae. The transcript has a single exon. Bases 1 to 108 code for a protein of 35 amino acids.